CUGAGAAGACAGACACCAGUGCUGAAAGAUCACCUCUACAAAUAAAGAGUGACAGUGAGAGCAAAGCUGAUCCGCAGUUAUCUGGCUCUGUAUGCUCAGAUGCUCAAUCUGUAAGAAGGAAGAAGGUGAAGGACUCUACUGAGGACACUGCUGCACCAGCUGUGGAUGCUGGCUCACUUUUGGUUGCAGCCGGCACAGCCAUCUCAGGGGAAAGCCACCAGGUCACAGCAGACAUGAAGCAGGAUCUUCAUAUGGCACUUAACACAGAAGAUAUGAUGUCAGACCAACCUGAUAAAAAACUUGGCAAAGAGAGAGAGGACAAUGUCUCAGAGAGAGAUACAUCCCAAAGCACUCCCAAACCCAGGCCUGUCUCAGAACUCAUAAAGGAGACCAUUCAACUGCAUGAAAAGCUGCAGCACCAGGACCGGCCAAAGCCAGCUGAAGUCAAGUCUGAUGAGCAGGGCCAGUCUGUGAAGGUGGCACAGAUGAAGGCGGCUUUCGACUCAGCUCAGAAAUCCCCAGACAAGGCAAUCGAGAGGAAGCCGUCAGUAAGAAAAGAUAUGAGACGAGUUGUACGGCAGAGCAAAUUCCGUCACGUCUUUGGCCAGGCGGUGAAGAAUGACCAAUGCUACGAUGAUAUCCGGGUGUCAAGGGUCACAUGGGACAGCUCCUUCUGUGCAGUCAACCCCAAGUUUGUUGCCAUAAUUAUAGAGGCCAGUGGUGGUGGAGCUUUCCUGGUUCUCCCUCUUCACAAGACGGGACGCAUUGACAAAUCCUACCCCACAGUGUGUGGUCACACAGGCCCAGUGUUAGACAUUGACUGGUGUCCCCACAAUGAUCAGGUCAUUGCCAGCGGUUCUGAGGACUGCACAGUGAUGGUGUGGCAGAUUCCUGAGAAUGGCCUUGUCACUCCCAUGUCUGAGCCAGUAGUGGUACUGGAGGGCCACUCCAAGCGUGUUGGCAUCAUCACAUGGCACCCAACAGCACGCAAUGUCCUUCUUAGUGCAGGUUGUGACAACCAGGUCAUCAUCUGGAACGUGGGCACAGGAGAGGCUAUGAUCAACCUGGAGGACAUGCACCCUGAUGUCAUUUACAAUGUGUGCUGGAACCGCAGUGGUAGCCUUAUCUGCACCUCCUGCAAGGACAAGUCCAUCCGUGUUAUCGACCCACGCAAGGAGACGAUUAUUGCUGAGAAGGAGAAGGCACAUGAGGGUGCUCGACCCAUGAGGGCCAUUUUCCUUUCUGAUGGCAACAUCCUCACCACGGGUUUCAGUCGCAUGAGUGAGAGACAGCUAGCCCUCUGGAACAUGCAAAACAUGGAGGAGCCAAUGACUGUUAAUGAGAUGGACACCAGCAACGGAGUGCUCUUGCCCUUCUAUGACCCAGACACCAGUGUUGUUUACCUCUGUGGGAAGGGUGACAGCAGCAUCCGUUACUUUGAAAUCACAGAUGAGGCUCCAUAUGUUCACUUCCUCAGCACCUUUGCCACCAAGGAGCCCCAGAGGGGCAUGGGCUACAUGCCCAAGAGGGGCCUUGAUGUCAAUAAAUGCGAAAUUGCGAGGUUCUAUAAACUGCAUGAAAGGAAGUGUGAGCCUAUCGUGAUGACUGUACCUAGAAAGUCCGACCUGUUCCAGGACGACUUGUACCCAGACACAGCUGGACCCGACCCUGCCCUGGAGGCUGAGGAGUGGUUUGAUGGCAAGAAUGGAGACCCCAUCCUCAUUUCCCUCAAGAACGGCUACGUCCCAGGCAAGAACCGUGAAUUCAAGGUGGUCAAAAAGAACAUUUUGGACAACAAGGGGACCAAGAACUCAGAGAAAUCAAGCCAUGCCAACAAGUCUGCCUCCCCAACUCCAUCAAUUAAAUCUGAAGCCAAGCUGGAGGAGAUCUUGAAAGAAGUCAAAUCCCUCAAGGACCUGGUCAGCAGUCAGGAGAAGCGAAUCGUCAAACUUGAAGAGCAAAUGUCCAAAAUUGCCAUUUAGGGACCCUUUACCCAACCCGCUACAAUUCAGGACGUUCUAUUGGCUGGGGGGAGGGCAGGACCAGUCACUGCCUAUCUCAAUGACAGUGUUUUGUCUGAGGCCUGCCUAGCAAUGAUCCCUAGCAACAUUCCAGAUGAACUUUUUCUUAGCCAGCCCCCAACCCUCACUUUAACACAGGUGGAAUAAGGACGUGUGGAAAAUUUAGCAGAAAAUACUCUUACUGCGUUUUGGUGACAAAGGACUCUAUUCCUUUUAUUGUGUGGCAGUCAUUUUUUAUUUUACAUAUUCCUUUGCAUUUUAGAAAUAUGACCAAGAAAAUCCCAGUGUCAAGUCCCUUUUUAUCAUUGCAUACCCAAAUAUUUUUUUAAGUAGCUAUCAAUGUUUCAUGUUACCAUACCCCAAAAUUACAAUGUUGCCAAAUUAGAAAUUUUGUUUACGCCUCCUUAACAGUAUUUCUUUCUCUCUUUGUGGGAAGAUUCAAACAGUGACGCUCAGUGCUGUAGACUGGUUAUGUAAGGAAGAAUUUACUAUGAAAUUUAAAAUUAAUUUAAAUAAAUUGGAUAGUUAUGCAAGGAAGAUUGACAUCUCAAACUCUGUAAUUAGGAGGAAAUAAAUUCUGAUUGAAGACACAUUUAGCUGCCACAGUCUACACCAAGCACACACAUUUCAAAAAUGACAAGUCUUGCUGUCUGUGUUGAAGCUGCACAAAUUAACACCUGCUUUCUGCCAUUUCUUCUCAUUUCUGCUGCUUCCCAUCAUUCUGACUGUGGACAAUAGUCCAUGUAAACACACAUUCCUUUCUAUCUUGCUUCAUUAACAUGCACUGUGUGCUUAUUGGAGAAAAUGACAAACACAUUCCACAAAUCUCAUUGGCAGUUCUUGAUGCGGGGGAAAAAAUACUUCUAUAAAGUUCCUCUUUCUGUAAACACUCUCACGCUGUAGUGACUCGGUUACACUGGUUGGUUGUUAUUGUGACAUUUACGUGCUGCCCAUGAAAAGACCAACUUUGUGGAUUUUCAACCUCAGCUCUUCUUUGUUUUUGAGAGUUUCAGUGACCAACCUCAGUGUUAGGUAUCCACAGGUUUUGCUCAACACACAAGUGCAGUCAAGUGUAGUGGGAUUACUUUUUGUCACUGUUCCUUUGCAUUGUAUGCCAUCUCACAUAUCUAUUUUCUGUACAAACAAAACAGGAAUAGAUAUGAAAUGACACCAAGUAAUCACACAUUGACUUGACCUUUUUAAAACCAUCUGGUGAUAAAACUGGAGACUGCUACAGAAACUGUUCAUGAUAGACCUUAAAGGCCUAGAUUGUGUGAAUAUGUGCCUCAUGUCUUUGGUCUUUUGGGUACCUGUCACUAUGGAUGUUCCUGCUCAAUUUCUUAUUGGGGGUGGGGGGUUAUUAAAUGGACUCAAAGUAGAACCAAUUUUUUUCCAAGACUUGCCUCUAACUUGGAUGAAUUGAAUAGUUGGGUUAUUGCUUCUCUGUUAAUUUUAGCCUGUUUCUUGUUCCAGCUGUGCUUAUAUCCCUCUUAGCACUUCCACUAAUUGUUUUUUUUUUUUUAUGGUUAUUUCUCAGAUGCCCCAAUUCAGUAUAGUAAUUACAAAAUCAAGGAACCAUUGACUUGUCUAGUCUGAGCUGUUUUGAUCAGACAGCUAUGAUAAAAGCUUCCUGAUGUUUCAGAUUAGUUUCCCAGUGGGAAGCUGAGACGGGUGAUGGUUCAGUCUGUUGUUUUCCUUCAAUAUUUGUUACCACUGUAAAGACCUGAAAGUGCCAUAGCGGUGGCCAUGGAAGUGUUUGUAGGGGACUGUUGCGUGAGUAGAUUUGUGUAGUAAAUGGAAGAGUUGAUAGGUGCCCACAUUUACAACCACUUUGAGGUGCUAUACUUAGUGCAAACGCUAUGUUCAAAGGACCCUGUUCCUCAAGUGCUGUAUGUCAGCCCCCUGGAUGACAUCAUGAAGUCCUGCCAAUCCAUCCCACAAAUACACCAGGCAGCACUACUGCUCGGGGUAUGUUAGAAGCAUUGUGCCCCUGACAUUUUGACACUUUCCACCUCGGUACGGGUAUUCAAAACAUCUUAAAAAAUGAUGUCAAACCGAGAAUCUGUCGGCUGAACGCGCAGCCUUUUGAGUCAUCAUGGCUUCAAGAUGUGUUUUGAGCAGUGAGUCGUGGAAUAUUAGUGACAGGAAAUCUUCGGAGUGCUACAGAAAUGUUGGUCUGACACAAAUUAUACUGCCCUAUCUUGUAUAUCAGACUGCCACUCUAUGGAUUCUUUACAGCACUGUUGGCACGAGAGCUAAGUUUUGAGGAGUAGUAGUGAAUAGCGAUCCAAAGGGACACUGUAGGUUGGAGAAUGUGAACUUGAAAGAUAGAUGUAUGUUUGUAAUUAAGGUCUAGGAAAAUGAGUGAAAACUGUGUAAAUAACGUGACCAUAUUUUCUGUAUUUUUUUUAUUUCAUUUUUGAUUUGUGGUUGUGCUGAAGAGGGUAUUUUGUAUGGGGGGGGGGUUUUAAAUGUUUCCCCUUGUCUGUGUUCCCUGCACCUUGCCAUAAUGCAUCAUGAGAAAGGCAGAACCUCUGUUAUGUUGGAGAUCGUAUGAAUAUCAAGAAUGAAAAUCAGACUAAAACGAACCAAGAUGACACCUCAUGUGGAGGUCUGCUCAGCAUUUUUGUUCAUUAUUCUUGCUUCAAGUAUCAAACAUUGAUUAUAAGAAAAAUUAAUAAAGAAUUUUUAAAAUGG
Siniperca chuatsi (mandarin fish) is the source of this 4718-nucleotide messenger RNA. RefSeq names its product coronin-1C-A. Gene Ontology annotation, biological process: actin filament organization; neural crest cell migration. The transcript has 11 exons. Bases 234 to 1982 code for a protein of 582 amino acids. The record is from RefSeq and is a predicted model, not a curated record. Gene Ontology annotation, molecular function: actin filament binding. Lineage: Eukaryota; Metazoa; Chordata; Actinopteri; Centrarchiformes; Sinipercidae.